AUGACGAACAACGUGCGCAGCAGUGGCGCGCGUCACAUCAACGUAGAGCGGCUCCACAAAUACACGUGCAACCACAGCGUUGAGAAGGACGGCUGUAUGUUUCCUCCAAGCCACAGGGCGUCUGAGGUUCGUAUCAACCCGCAUGACAGUGAUGUUGUUCUAUAUAAGAUCAAAUGCAAUAUCUGCGAGGAAAAGGAUGUCAUUUCCGAUAUCGUCGUGAACUUACUCAAGGAGAAAAUACGUGUAAUGCUUUGGGGGCAUCUACGCAUGAAGGAACCGGGUGUUCUCGAUCCAGUCGAUGUAAAGUGGACUUCGGGGCUUAAAAAACGCCGGAAGAUUCUUGUCACGUUCUCUUACCCCAAGGAGGGGACUGAGGGCGAGCAAGGAGAAAUCAAAGCAGCGAUCUACCCAGCACGAAAGCUAGAUGCCGAUCGUUCUCACAAGUGGGAAUCCAUCAAAGUGGAUAUGACAUUUGAUGCACAAUUCAAGUCGAUGGAGCUGCAAGUCGAUAUCAUUAAUCGCUUAGAUAGCUUUGAAAAGGACUGGAACGAGAUCAAAUACCCAAGCACGCCAUAUCAUUCCUUCCUAAAUUUUAGCUCUAGCGGUUCUGAAGGCGGUGGAGACGAUUUGUUUGACUUUGAGGAACCCUUUUCCCUGGAAUAA
Talaromyces rugulosus is the source of this 663-nucleotide messenger RNA. RefSeq lists its product as uncharacterized. The transcript has a single exon. NCBI's taxonomy places the organism in Eukaryota, Fungi, Ascomycota, Eurotiomycetes, Eurotiales, Trichocomaceae. The record is from RefSeq and is a predicted model, not a curated record. Bases 1 to 663 code for a protein of 220 amino acids.